This is a messenger RNA of Cryptotermes secundus, 2979 nucleotides long. RefSeq lists its product as uncharacterized. The coding region runs from base 1046 to 1840 and encodes 264 amino acids. The transcript is spliced from 2 exons. Lineage: Eukaryota; Metazoa; Arthropoda; Insecta; Blattodea; Kalotermitidae. The record is from RefSeq and is a predicted model, not a curated record.
UCGCAAGGCUGCUACCUACACACAGAAACAGCACAAACACAUCCACGCCUCGAGUGGGAUUCAAACUCGUACCCCAGCAUUUGAGCUGGCAAAGAAAGUUCAUGCCUUAGGUAUCCUCACUGAUUUGAUUCAGACAAUGGUGGAAAGUCGUUUGACAUUUCCCUUCCAUCUAUUUUGAGAGACACAGAGUUAUAGUUAUACUGCACAGCAGUUAUCCCUGGUUUUUAGUUAAAAGCCAUGCAAUGAAGACAUGUGGGAAGUGACCUUCUUGCAAGAUGAAUGACGUAAGAGUUCAGGAUACCGAAGAAUCCAUACUUUUUACAAGUCAAAUAAUCAAAAGAAGAGAUGAAAGUUGCGAAAGAUGUAAAGUGUUAAAAAACCAACUUCUCAGUGCCCAAAAGGAACUGAAGACAGCGAAAUUAAUUAUAGAUUUACUCCUAGAAGACGUGAAAAAUCCGACUGAGGCCGAUACUAACCUUAUACGAAAUAAUGAAGAUAGAUCAAAGUCACCUUUUCAUGAAGGAAAUUGGACUCAAAAACCAAUAAGCUUGCAUCCAAACACGUUGGUAAAGUUUAAUGACCACAGUGAAAUAUAUUUUGAAACACACAAUCGUUUUGAUGUCUUAUCUAACCUCAAUGAUGACGCUGAAUUAACAAAUGCUAGAGGAGCUGCUCCAGAUAUCACCCAUAUUGGAGUAAGUCAAAUAAGUGUGAACAAAUACAAACAAAACGAGGAUUCUCAUAUGAUAAAUAAAAUUCCAGUGAUAGUAAAUGGUAUGGUUAUGUCUUGUAAUAACAAAGUGCAGAUUGGUGAUAUGUUACCCAUUAACAAGAAUAAAUCAAAUCAGAAACAAAAUCACAAAGAUGAAGCUUGUGGUGCUGCAAAAGAAAAGCCUAGGAAACACAAAGUUUUGUUACUUGGGGAUAGUCAAGUAAGAGGUUGUGCAGACCUAUUAAGACAGAAUUUAAAUAGUUUGGUGUCAGUGGUUUAGUAAAGUCGGGUGCUAAAACCAUUGAUAUACUAGCCACUAAUAUUGAGAAAAACAUGUCAGAGAAUGAUGUUAUAGUGGUAUAUACUGACUCUAAUGAUAUUAGUAAAAACAGUGCAAAAGAAGGCCUAAGUUAUAUAAUUAACUUUGUAAGGAGGAACAGUCAUACCAACAUCAUGGUUAUGGAGGUACUACACAGACAUGAUUUAGUGGACUGGUCAUCUGUUAACAAAGAGGUUAAGUCAUUCAAUAGACAUCUAGCCAAAAGGCUGAAAAACCUGAAUAGGCAGCACUUCACACGACAUGGUCUGCACACAAAUAGCAAAGGAAAAAGGGAAAUGUGUCAGCAGGUAGCAGAAUUGAUUAAACAGAAGCUCGGAGCAGUAGUUAAUGCUAUCCCAUUAAAAUACAAAGAAGACACUGUCCAUGAUGAGGUUGCAGUAAACCAUGGAGGAAAAGAGGAGAAGACAUCAGCAGACCCAUCUCCCAACAAUAUGGCAGAAUUGGUUCAACAAAAGCUCGGAGCAGUAGUAUAUGCUCUCCCAUUAAAGUACAAAGAAGACACUGUCCACGAUGAGGCUGCAGUAAACCAUGGGAAAGAAGAGGAGAGGACUUCAGCAGACCCAUCUCCCAACUGUAUGGCACCAUCUACAGGAGCACUCCCAUUAAAGUACAAAGAAGACACUGUCCACGAUGAGGCUGCAGUAAACCAUGGGAAAGAAGAGGAGAGGACUUCAGCAGACACAUCUCCCAACUGUAUGGCACCAUCUACAGGAGCUCAACAACAGGAAGUACGCAUGUCAACUAGAAGGAGGAGGCCCCCAGUAAAGUUAAGUAAAGAUUUUUUAUAGAUCAAUAUAGUGCUGGUACCCUCAAACAUAUUAAUAAAAUAAGUACCAAUAUUAAAAUAUUUCAUCAAAAUGUACAAAGUUUAAACAACAAAAGGCUAAGUUUAGAAGUCCUACUAACUGAUAAAGCAUUAAAUUUGGAUGUCUUAUGCAUUACAGAACAUUGGUUGAGAGAAGAUCAAACUGAUUAUUAUAAUUUUAAAAACUAUUCCCUUGUUUCAAAAUUUUGUAGGAAAAACAAACGGCAUGGAGGUUCGUGUAUUUAUAUUAAAUCAAAUCUAGAAGCAAAGCCCUAUAAUCUGUUUGAAAGCAUGAUCCAAGAAGAACACUUCGAGGCCAGUAUGGUUGAACUUACCAAGUUUAAUACAAUUAUUAUUUGUAUCUACAGAACUCCUAAUAGUAAUAUUAACACAUUUAUUGAAAUCCUGGAUACUAUAAUAAAUAAUAUAAUAAGCAAAAGGAAGAGCAUUAUUAUUGUAGGUGAUUUCAACAUAGAUUUCUUGGGUAGCAAUGUAAAUCCUCAAUUACAGACAAUGUUAAAUUCAUACGGUCUACAAGCAAUAGUUGAUGUCCCAACAAGAAUAGGACUUAGAAGUCAAACAGCGAUAGAUCAAAUAAUAUUAAAUAAAUACUUAUGGGAUUACAACUUUAAGGUAAUUGCAACAGGAUUCUCUGAUCAUUUUGCACAAAUAUUACAAGUGCAGAUGCAGCAUAUAAAUAAAAAGAGGCAAGCUGCAGUUAAAGAAGAAUUCAGGACAGUUAGACUUUGUACUGAAGAGAAUGUUCAAUACCUAAACUACCUAUUGGAGGAGGAGUCUUGGGAACUUGUUUUUAGGCAAACUUCAGUUAAUGAUGCAUAUAAUGAAUUUUUAGGUACUUUCCAGUAUUAUUAUAACAUAGCUAUGCCUAAAAAGUGGGUAAGAACUAAUCAACUAGGAAAUAAAUGGGUUACCUCAGGUAUAAGGGUAUCAAGCACCAGGCUCAGGUUUCUAAAUAGAUUAAUGAAAGAAAGAAACAUAUAAGAAGAGGUUAAAAAAUAUUAUUAUCGGUAUAAGAAAAUUUACAACAGAGUAAUUAGCGAGGCCAAGAAAUUAUCUAAUAACAUACGGAUAAAUACAGCAGGAAACAAAUCUAAAGCUAUG